UUACUGAGAACGCACGCCCGAAGACGCCAUCGCGCGCUUUCGAAUUCAAAUUCCGAACUAAUUUAAAUUAUCCGUUACAAUUGACCGCACUAGUUUUGUGUUAAAUAGUGUCGUACCGUGAUUAGAGGUUGAAUUUUGUGUCCGAUUAUAGUUCAAAGUCCGGUUUUGUUUAUGGUUUAUUUUUGUUUUUAAGGGUGGACGUGUUUUAUUUAUCGAUAUCCAUUACGGGAAGUGAUACGUGAAUAGUGAAAAUUUAAUUUGUUCGAGCACUUGUAUUGCACAGUGAUAGUGUUUAGUGUAUUUCCGGUAUAAAGAUUCAAUUCAAUUUACGGUCGACAUUGAAAUUAGGAAAUGCGGCUGUGAGCGUUUCGUUGGGCACGUGUGCUCUGGUCAAAGUCAACACGCGGACUACGACAAAACAACGAUGGCUAGGCCUGAAGUUGUGCGAUGAAGUACCUGACGAGGAAGAGGGGGGGAUGGACGAGCCCAGCGCCGCCAAGCGGCCUUCAGUAUUAACAAUAGACAGAGCCGCGUUUCUCUUAUUGAGAGUCAAGAGAGCUUUCAAAAAGAAGAGGCAGCAAAGAAAGGAGAAGCAUGCGGCUGCAGCUGCGGCGGCGGCGGCGGAAGCGCUGGGGGGCAGUGGGAGGCGAAUGCCACCGCCCCUGCUGCGCUCGCGCACCUUACCCGCCAUCAUAGCACCAGGGUUCUCCAUAUUGCAUGCUCAGAUCGACCCACAGAGAACUAAUGAUAUAAGUCAGAGUCAACUGCUUUGCCGCGGUUUGUCCGCCCACAAGGUGUGCGGAUUACGUGCGCAUGCGCCGCGAAUAUCAUUCACAAGUAAGGACGAGCCUGAACUGCAUGAAAUUCGGCGCAAAUCUGCCAGCAGCCGCCUGGGGAGCUCGCCUAGAUCAAGCAUAGCGAGUGAAGAUCGUGCUGAUGGUAUAGCACUAAGAGUACCGACACCUCGAGGAUCAGUGUCCAGUACGGGCAGCUCAAGUACUAGCUCAAGGUUGGCCAGGCUAUUAACGCAGGGAGUUCGUGGCACCCCAGAAGAUGUCGCUGUUGAUGCUCCGCGACGUCUCAGUUGGGAGAGGCGUGACUCAGCCGGCCAGAUACCAAGGUCAGCCAGUAUCGACUCGGUGGUGGAGGCGGCCAUCUGCGCCCGUCAUUCCGAGCCUAGUCAGUCCAUCACCCUGCAACUACCCACCAGAUCGGAUAGAGCGUUCAGCCUUGCUUCACCGGCUGUCGGUCGGAGAGCCAAGUCGCAGAGAGGGCAGGCGGAGUUUCAAUACGGCGCGCUCCUCGAUGGUUGCGGGGGGGAGCUGCCGUCGCUAAGCGCUUGCGCUCCGCUCCCCCCCAACCUAGAUAAAGCAACACGGCGUCAACAGAAGGAUGCGCGCGCGCAACAAGACAAAAUUGCUCAAGUUAACAUACAUUUGCAUGCAUUGUUUGCGGCGGUGGAACAUGGAUAUUUGGAUAAAGCGAGAAACAUAUUGGACUCUACAGAUGUGGAUGUUAAUAGCCUCAACGCUGACGGGCUGUCACCCCUGGACGUCGCCGUGCUGUCCAGCAAUCGACCUCUUGUCAAAAUGCUCAUGGAGUUUGGGGCCAAGGAAGGCACACAAUUUAAAAUACCAGAAGCGUUAGGCGCACACCUUCGUCGGUUGGUGAGGGAAGCGGAGUCGCGACUCCAUGAGGUGGUCGGUUGCGCACAGGACAAAACCUGCCGGGAUGAUACGUGCACAAGGUCAUCGGCUGGUGGUCAAGCGGCUGGUACAACAGGGUGCGCCGGAGGUGCUGGGUCUGAAAAGGAUAAGCAAGCUCAACACUGGGAAAGGAGGGUGCGAACCUUAAAACGUCUUCUGUUAGGCUGGCAACAGUCUCGCCCGCCGGCCGGCCCACCGCCACCCGAUUUGGAAGUAUGUAGUGCCCACACAGUCUGCGUACGGCUAAAGGAAUCUCGUGUGACACCAGCCGCACAGAGGGACCCACCUAUUGUUACCAAGUAUAGAGUGGAGUGGUCAUCCCGCGCGGAUUUCUCUAACGUGUGUGGUAGCCGUGACGUGGCCGCCUCGGGUACAAACAACGGGACCAGGGUUCUAGCGGCCGGGUUGACCAGAGGCAGGCGGUACUUCUUCCGAGCGGCCGCCGGGAAUAUCAAGGGAUGGGGGCCGUUCACAGUCUCCGUACCCAGGAGUGUGGUUCCCAGUAGUUGGCGUGAUGUGUCAAGUAGAGCGAUCCGAGGGGAAGGCGGCGGUACGGCGGCAGCGCUUGAAGCGCUUGCGAGCGCUGCAGCGGGCGCUCGCUCGCGACCGCCUGCACCACCGCCUCGUGCCACCCGCAAGAAGGCCGCCACUAUACGGCAACUGUUCACUGCGGCUAGCAAGUUCCAGAAGAAUUUGAGGAGAGGUGUGUACCUGGCGUGUAUUCUGUACCACGAGGACAAGGUGCUGGUCACCAGUGAGGAGUUCCUGCCAGUCAUCGAGGUGGACGAAACGUAUCCCACUUGUAUUUAUGCAGACUUCCAUUGGCUAAUGAAGGUGGCAUGUUGCUGGGACGACGUGAAAGCGCUACGGGCGGACAUGGAGAAACACACGUCUUCCUCUAUACACUUCAGGCUGAAACUGCUCACUGCGGCUGCGCAGAUGCAGUCAGCUCUCUGCAUACAAGACUUAGGACAAUUAUACCACAAGCCACUGCGCGACUCGCACGGCACUGUGGUGAUAUCAGUGGUCACAAGUGUCAAGUCGGCGAAAUGUGUGUCGGCACUGAACUCGCGCUGGGCCGCCGUUAACCGACUGCGGCGCCGCGUGCUCAGUGACGACAACACAAUGGGCGAACUGCUCAUGGCUUCUGUGCACGACCAGAUCGCCUAUCACCAGGUGUCCCGAGUCCAAUUGCCCCGAGGAUUGUACCUUGGUUACCUGAAGCUGCAGUCGUCGGUGGAGGUGGUCCGCAUAGUGGCACCCGCUCGCACGCCCAACGUCCCGCCGCACACUCGAGUGCGAGAGAACCCUCAUGUCUCUGCUGAAGAAUGGGAUUACCUAAGAAACCAAUCAGGCAAACCACACUGUGAAGAAGUUCAGCCAAUAAACAGUCUUGUAUCCAUCAGCGGCAGUCAGGAGAAACCUUCAGAAUCUCAAGAAAUGUUCCUAGACCAGAUCGCGUCUGCAGCACGUCGACUCUUCAAGGAAAUGGAGAUACCCAUAGAAAGUGUCAUCGCCCACCGAAUUUAUGAUCUCGAAGUCAUAGAACUUAACAACGAUGUCAGUUUCGUAAUGAUAUGCCCGCCAGCAGAGCAGGCCUGCUCAGUACCUGGGCAGAAAGAGAUACUCCUGCAGAAAGGAGAUUUGCUCAGUCUACCGAUUCAAGCCUUCGAAAUGAUACAUCUGCAAACGUACCACACGAAUAUCUUAAACAAAUACUCGAAACUUAGUUGUAUAUUAGAAUUAGAUGUAGCUUUAGCCGCCCAUUCCCACAGAGAGGCUUUCUCUUGUACAGAAAUGCAGACAGCCAAAGAACGAUUAACUAAAUUAGAAGAGCUCCAAAAUAAUCUUAACGCGAUCUGGAAAGCAGAACGAUGGCUUAUGGAUUUGAUAGGAUUCGCGAGAGAUAAAGACAAAGCGGUGCCAAGUUCUGGAAUACUCCUGAAAUAUAUUCUUGAUAAAGCGGCGUCACAGACAAAUAAAGAUUACCCUGAUAUUAGCGGCACCAGCGAUAAAGACUCCAAUUUGAAGGUAGACCUCCUUCAAAUACCUUCGAGAGAUGGUAAGAUCACCAAGAUGUCACCCGGACGAGGGUCAUGGCCGGGACCAGCUGGCAAUGGGAAUCAUGCGAAUUUACACCCAGAAUUUAGUAAAUCUGAACAGCAACUCAGCUUGGCGCCCCGACAGACAUCUAUAUCGACACUUAAUUUAACUAGCUCACAAUAUUUGAACGCUGAAAACCAAUACACAAGUAGAAAAAGCAGUGCAGACUCUCAGUUCACCCAAUCGAGUGCUAUGAGUAAUAAUUACGUGAGCAGUAACUCGCAGUUCGAUAUAAAAUCUACCGGUUCACAGUGUAGCAACACUCGCUUGCCACCUUCUAGGAGCGAAGACACCUUAGUGCUUCAGAAUGAAAACGUCGAUCAAAAACCACGUCCACACAGUAUUAACACUAGCGUAUCAAAUUCCUCAAGUCCUCUACUCACCGUGAAAGGUUACUAUCCAGGAAGCAUGAUAAGCAUGAGAGCCUCCAAAUGCAACGUCUCCGAAUCCGCCCAGAGUCUAUCGAGUGACUCAGAAAGCCAAAGCUGUCCAAUAACAUCAGUUCCUUUAAAAAUCCGUCCGCAAGGAAAGCAUUAUAGGACUUCGUGCAACGUAAUCGCUUCAAAGAGCAUGACUAAUGUGAAAUCGUCGGAUGUUGAUUAUACGGACACUGGUCAAGAAAUGUAUCCUAAAACGAAUUUGUGCGUCAAACGGCAACCGUUAUUGGAGACACAAGAAGACACCGAGUAUAACAAUAAGGUUCCUAAGACUGAUGAGAGGUGUGAUAACGAAGAACGCGUUAAUCCAGCUUCAGACGAACGGCUUCCUGACCAACCAGGUAUAUUACAGGUAUUCGCUGCCUAUGAAACCGGUUUAGCGGCUGGUACAUCUUUGAAACUUCAUGUAACGCCGCGCACAUCAGCCCGUGAAGUUAUCGACCUAGUUGUGAAACAACUCAACAUGGCUGCCGUCUUGAAGGGAAAAUCGGGCCCAGUGUACGGCCCUGAGAAACUCCAAGACUUCUGCUUGGUCGCUGUCAUUGGAGCGAGGGAAAGGUGUCUUAGGGAUGACUUUAGACCUCUCCAGUUACAAAAUCCAUGGCGAAAAGGGCGUUUAUAUGUUAGACUCAAACACGACGUCCUAGCAGCUUUGCAACAUUCGGCUAAACAACCAGCAUAUAUAUAAAGACUUACGAGUGUGUUGUGAGCUAGUAAUGUACAGGAUUUAUCGUUGUUUCACAUUAGAUAGAAACUAUGAAUUGAUACUAUACGAGUAUAUUAUUUUGGUGCCAAUUCUAAUUAUGUUGAUGCUUUAAAUAGUUAAGUCGAAGUUGUGAGUAAUUAAUAGAAAAUAUUAAAACAGAAUUUAUGGUGCUUUUCACUGUAAAAAAAAAAAUUAUAUCGCUUACGUCUGCAAAGAGAGAAAUUGAAAAUGAAAAUAAUGAAUUCAUAAAUUUACUAGAUAUCUAGUUAGGCUGACAAAUCUUUACUGUUGUAAUAGUUUUUAUCCUGUCUAGAUGGACUCGAUUCUUCGUCGUUCUAUUAUUAGGUAGGUAAUUACCUAAUCUAUAUUGUAGACUUUAAGUACCGUCACGGGAAGACAUAUUACAUUGUAGGUGGAAGAAAGUAAAUUCUAUUUUGAAACCAAUACUUAUAAAAAAGUAAAUAAAAAAACAUUUUAAUAUUUAUCUAACGCAAUUCCAUCCCUGUAUCAAUACAAACUCCUAUAAAAGUGCCUCAUUAAUUUGGAAAUCAUUCUGAUAAUAUUCAUAUCUCUUAGGAAAACAGGGUUUGCCUACAAAGGAGCAAGAAUUAUAUGUAUUUUUUAAUCUUAUUUCUUGUGAAUUUAUCUGUCACACAUUUUAUAAACAAUGGAUGUUCUGAACUCCACGAAUUAAUAUAUCAAUAAAAAAUUGUCUACAUAAUCAAAGUAUUCGAAAUGACACUUUUACAGAAUGUUUGCUAGGGUAUAUAGUGUAUAGAUAUAAUAUACGAGAAUUUCAUAAUAAUUGAAAAAAAAAAUGGUACAUAUUUUGUGUAAAUAAAAUAUUUAAGACAAUGUUUCGAACAUUAAAUAGAUUGUUAUAUUUUCUGCUAUACGAUAUACUCGUAUAUGUGUCAUUUGUUUUGUUAAAAUAACUUAGCAUUCAAUUAAUUUGCCCUCUAAUAAUAUUUUUGUAAUAUCACAUUUUCCGAUCUCUAACUAAUUAGUAGGGAGUAUUUUACGUAUCUUUCAAUGUACAUUAGUACUUGCCCUUAUAAAAUGAAAGGGUAUAUUGUUAUAAAUUAUAUAGUAAUACUCAAAUAGUAAUAUUACUGUGUUAACAUUAACUCCGCGGUGUACAUUAUGUAGUUAGUGCCAGUGUACAAAGGAAUGUAAAUUAGAAUGAAGUAUUAAAACCUAGUAAUGAAAGAAAAUAAAUCGAUUCGAGCCAUAAUUAUUUAAAAAAAAAAAAAGGUUGCAAUUGUAAUGAAGCCUAAAUAAAUGUCUUAUGAUAUUAAUAAACUAUAGAUUUUAUUUUAGAAUAUUGUGUAAUAUUCACCCUAUCCGGUGUUGUAUUUUAGAGUUUAGAAUGAAUUGGAGUGUGGAAGUGAUGCACAAAAUAAAUGUAUUUCAAAUCUA
This is a messenger RNA of Galleria mellonella (greater wax moth), 6371 nucleotides long. RefSeq lists its product as uncharacterized. Gene Ontology annotation, biological process: signal transduction; regulation of establishment of bipolar cell polarity; establishment of mitotic spindle orientation. Gene Ontology annotation, molecular function: protein binding. The coding region runs from base 477 to 4934 and encodes 1485 amino acids. Gene Ontology annotation, cellular component: spindle. The transcript has 20 exons. NCBI's taxonomy places the organism in Eukaryota, Metazoa, Arthropoda, Insecta, Lepidoptera, Pyralidae. The record is from RefSeq and is a predicted model, not a curated record.